AUGACUGCGAAAUCUCCGAGUCUCUACAAUGUAACUACAAGAGAGUUCUGGCAUGGGCCUAGAUGGUACGACUGGGACAGUAUCAUUUUCGACGUGCAGGUGAUGGACAGUCGCCCUAUCCUGUACGAAAGAGGUUGCCAGAUCGACGGCAACAAAUCCCGACAUGACUGCACUGCAGCCUGCUCCAACCCAAAAGAAGUGUGGACUAACAACUCCUAUACUCUCUAUAACUGUAUGGUGUACCCUAUCCUUGCCCAGCUUAUACACUCUGGCAGCAUCAUUGGUAAGAACUCAUCUGGUGCUGCAGAGUUUAAUAUUGUCAACGACAGCACUUCGGAGCUGUUCGCUGGAUGGCCAGUCAUCACGACGUGUCUUACAGAUUACUGUCACGACAAUCCACAGCUCCCUGCCUGCAUAGCAAAAGACUCGAAAACGAAAGCAUCCAAUUCCGCAUAUGCCAAGAAGCACAGACUCACAUAUCACGAAUUGGAUUUCAACGUCGACAUCUGCCACAACCUCAAUGCAGCGAUCAAUCCAGAUAUCGGAGGCAUCGGUGUGUUCGUCUCCUAUCUCAUGCAAAUCGCCAUUGUGCUCUCAGCGUGGGGUUUGUGGCAUAUCACCGAGCACUGGGCUCGAUACUUCUACUUCGCCUAUUGGCGAAUGUCCAGGAAGAAUGCACCCCAGGCCUGGUCAUUAGCCGACGCCGCACAAGCCAAGCUCAAGGACUCCGAAGUCCACAACGCUCUACUUGAAGCACUCGCAGACUUCCAGAAAGCGCAAGUGUUCUUCAUGCUUGCCGUUCAAAUCGCUUGUAUGAUUGCGCUUCACGACCUAGCAGACAUCCAGAGCACUUCGUGGCAGCAAUUCUGGAACAACAUUGGAAUUUUCUUCAACCUUGCCGUGGGAGGCUAUCUUCCCGUUCUGCUAGGUUUGAUGAUUCUGAGACAAAUGGGCAGGAAGGACAGCUACUCUUUGAUCGUCUCCACGUGCUCUGUAGGGCUCGCAAUCGUGACAUGGCUCACCACGUGGGAAUUGACAAUUCACCGGAGUGAGAUACAGAAAGUCGACAUCAAGAGCGUAGGGCCACCUUCUUGUAAUGGCAUUGCUCCGACACAGUACUGCUGGUCGUUCGACUGGUUCUGGCAAAACGCGGUCGCGUCGUCGAGAGGUUUUGGCAUGAUCGCGUUUGCGUUGGUCGUGCAGCUUUGCAUGAUUAUCGAUCACUUGACAGUCUUCAAGCCAGCUGGAGCGAGUGACGACGACCGUAAACGACAGAAUUUGUUCCAAGUCACACGGGACUGGCUACUUCAUCGCCAGGAAUGGGAAUACUACGAAAACCUCGUCCAGCACCAACGGUGCCUCAUCUGGCUAGCGAAGAUGAAGCUCGAUACCCGCCAUUCUCUUCUCACGAGGUCCAAAUGGUUCGUUUUACUCGGUACUGAGAUGGCAUUGAUAUCGCUGAGUAUAUUGCUGCUGAAGGCCUAUGGACGCUUGCUCGUGAAUCACGGCGUACUGGGCUAUCUCGUGCUUGACCAUAAAGCCUGGUCUCUGGGACAGAUCAUCGCCGUGACCAUAUGGGUGCCUGUACUCGUGAAAUUUGUAUGGGAUACACUGAAGGGUGGCAGGAAUGCAGAUGGAGGCAAAGGAGGUAUCGCCAGUGGUCCAUACAACAGGAGCUAUACGGGGUCGACGGUUGGUGGUGGUGCUUCUUCAUAG
Molecule: messenger RNA, 1716 nt
Organism: Sphaerulina musiva SO2202
Lineage: Eukaryota; Fungi; Ascomycota; Dothideomycetes; Mycosphaerellales; Mycosphaerellaceae
Exons: 4
Coding region: 1-1716 (571 amino acids)
Source: RefSeq, a predicted model, not a curated record